This is a messenger RNA of Equus quagga, 3277 nucleotides long. It is a transcript of the gene CENPT, whose product is annotated as centromere protein T. The record is from RefSeq and is a predicted model, not a curated record. Gene Ontology annotation, biological process: chromosome segregation; mitotic cell cycle; kinetochore assembly. Gene Ontology annotation, molecular function: DNA binding; protein heterodimerization activity. The transcript has 13 exons. Lineage: Eukaryota; Metazoa; Chordata; Mammalia; Perissodactyla; Equidae. Bases 1408 to 3141 code for a protein of 577 amino acids. Gene Ontology annotation, cellular component: kinetochore.
CACCCUUUAUCUUGUCACCUCUGGAGAAAGGCAAGAACUCUGUAGCAUGUCUCCCUGCUUCCAGUCUUGCCUCCCUGACAAUCUGUUCUUCACAUGGCUGCCAGAGAAGAUAUGAUUACAUAACACCUCUGCUUAAAUCCCUCCAGUGACCUAUUGCAUUUAGAAUAAUGUCCAAAUUCCUUUCCAGAGCCUUGGAGACCACACAUGGUCUAGCCCUUGCCAAUCUCUCUCACUCCUCCCUCCCUCACUUCAUGAACUCAGUGGAUUUUUUUUAAACAAGUAGUAAAUAUAAAGUUUAAUCCAUUAUGUAAACACAUAGAAUAAUACUCUGCAAAAAUAAGCACAUUCUCAAACCAUUUUGAAAAGAUUUUUGUUUUGUUUUUUCCAUAUUAUCCAGUUCAAAGCACAAUAAAUAAAUAGACAGAUAAAUAAAUAAAUAAAUAUUGCACUUAAGUGAUUGAUGGUGACCAUGGAAAGGUGUCUGCAAAGGGCUAGCAAAUUAAGUCAGACAACACAGAGGUCAGAUCUAAAUUACAAGGAAUAUUGAUAUGCUUUUCCUCUGCAGUUCUCUUAUUUUGAAAAGCAAGAAUCUAAUUUUUACUUUGCUCCAUUUUUUAACACAAGCACAAAUAUGCCCAUGCCUGUCUCCAGUAUCUGAUACUUUACACCCAAUCUAGGAACAAAAAGGAGAACUCCACAGGAGACUCACAGCCUACAUUCUAAUUCAGUUCCCAUGAAAAUUUAAGAAAACUAGGGGGCUGUCAACUGGUGAAAAAUAUGGUAAUGGAGUCUCCAGCAUUAACAGAACUUUUGAAAGACAGAAUCCAUCUCAAAAUUACACGUUUGGAGAUCAUAAAAAUCUCUGCUGAUCACAAACAGCCCACUACCCCCCGAGUUUGCAAACUGAUUUCUUCUGAUAGAGAUCCUACAGACGGAGGCUUUUGCAAAUGCAAAUCUGACCAAGUCACAUAUAGGAUAAAAUUAUUUUUCCUGGGCCCAGUGUGCCUCUCCUCAUCUUCAAAGAGGGAGAUGGGAACGAAAGACAUUCUAAUAAUAGUGACUGCUAUUUAUUGAUGGCCUGGCUUAGUAUGUCAGAUUCUGAAUUAAACAUUAUCUCAUUGAAUCAUUACAAGCCCCUUACUGAGUAUCAUCCUCAAUUUACAGGUGAGGAAACCAAGGCUUUGACUGGUUGCACGCAUUUGCCCAGGCUCACUCCCGAGGAAAGCUGCCUCCAAAUUCAAAGUUUGCAACCACCCCUGUACCCACCACGUUCAGCGGAGCAAUGGACCUAGAACUGCAAUUCCCGUGGGGCCGUGCGGCAGCCUCGCGAGAGUUGGCUUAAAUGCGGCGGCGGGAAGGCGGCAGACACGGCUAGUCCAGCGGUUGGGAGGGCAGACGACUGAGGCGAUGGCGGACAGUGGCAGCCCCGACAGCGAGCCUACGACGCGCACGCUUCUGCGGCGCGUGCUGGACACAGCGGACCCCAGCACCCCGCGGCGACUCCGGAGUGCUCGGGCUGGAGCCCAGAGAGCCCUGCUUGAAACUCCUUCCUCUAGGAGGUUGAGCAGCCAAACAAAGACAACUGCCAGGCGGCGUUCCCAAAGAAUCAGAUCUAUUGGCAAAUUGGCCCAUGUUCAGGCCAGUGGAUACCUGGAGGAACAGACACCCCGGACUCUGCUGAAGAACAUCCUGCUAACUGCCCCGGAAUCUUCCAUCGUGAUGCCAAAGUCGGUGGUGAAGCCAGGGCCAGCACCACAGGUGGUCCAGCCCUCCAGCCGGGAAAGCAGUCGGGGCAGCCUGGAGCUGCAACUUCCUGAGCUCGAACCCCCCACAACUCUGGCUCCAGGUCUGCUUGCUCCUGGCAGGAGGAAGCAGAGGCUGAGAUUGUCAGUGUUUCAGGAAGGAAUGGACAAGGGGCUGCCUCUCUCCCAAGAGCCUCGUGGAAAUGCUGAUGCCUCCUCCCUCACCAGUUCCCUCAACCUGACCUUUGCCACACCUCUCCAGCCACAGUCAGUGCAGAGGCCUGGUUUGGCCCGCAGACCUCCCACCCGCCGAGCUGUAGAUGUGGGUGCAUUUUUGCAGGAUCUGCGAGCUACCUCCCUGGCUUUGGCUCCUCCAGGUGAGAGCCUCACAGCCUCUGUUGCUACCCUGCCAACAGACACUGUGUUGGAGGACACCCAGCCUUUCUCCCAGCCUUUGGUUGGCCGGUCCCCCAGUGUGCACCACUCCCUGCCCUGCCCUUCUCAUUCUGGGGCUGAAGAUGCUGAGAGGGCUGUUAGUCACAGGACACGGAGCACUGGACCUAGGCUGCAGAACAACAGUCCCGGGAAACCAGCCCAACUUUUGGCAGGAAAGGCAGAGGUUGAUGCCCUUGCUAUGGACUUCCCAAACACCAGCAGUAGUAUCUUUGGAGAAGUUGGAGUAGAGCCCUUACAGGAUGGAGUUGGUGGGGAGGCAGAGGAAAGAACAGAAAAAAGCUUGAGCAUGAGCAAAGUGAAGGAAGCAGCAAGAGCACAAGGAUCUGCCAGAGCACAAGAGCCUGAGGGACACACACAGGUGACAGAAGCGGAGGGAUCCCAGGGGGCUAUUGAGACCAAGGAGCCAGAAGGAUCGUCAGGAGAUUGUCCUACCUCUAGUAGGAGAGUAAGUCCAGAGUUGGCCUCCAGCACCCCGGAGUUUCUUCAGGCCAAGCGAAUUCAGGGUCUUGAGCCAGCCCCACCGCCUAACACUGCAGUCUCACCUUCAGAGCCUCUGGAGCCUCUGUCAGCCAGGCUUCCUCCCAGGGCUCGAACUCCUGGCCCUAAGACCUGUCAAAAUCCCUACAAGACUGGACUGAGCCACUAUGCAAAACUUUUUGGCUUCUAUGCUAAGAUGCCCAUGGAGAAGAAGGCUCUUGAGAUGGUGGAGAAGUGCCUGGACAAGUAUUUCCAGCAUCUUUGUGAUGACCUAGAGAUGUUCGCUGCUCAUGCUGGCCGCAAGACUGUGAGGCCAGAGGACCUGGAGCUGCUGAUGCGACGGCAGGGCCUGGUUACCGACCAAGUCUCCCUGCAUGUGCUUGUGGAGCGGCACCUGCCCCUGGAGUACCGGCAGCUGCUCAUCCCUUGUGCAUUCAGUGGCAACUCUGUCUUCCCUGCCCAGUAGUGGCCAAGCCUUGAUACCUGCCCUGUCCCUACCUGGGGCCCCUUGGCUCCACAUACUCUUCCAGGUCUCCUCCCUAACCGCCAGUAUCAAUAAAGUGUCACAAACAGAAUAUGCUGUGUUUUGGUGCAUGUCUUGG